Molecule: messenger RNA, 1174 nt
Organism: Paramacrobiotus metropolitanus
Lineage: Eukaryota; Metazoa; Tardigrada; Eutardigrada; Parachela; Macrobiotidae
Product: rho GDP-dissociation inhibitor 1-like
Exons: 3
Coding region: 196-801 (201 amino acids)
Biological process (GO): Rho protein signal transduction
Cellular component (GO): cytoplasm; membrane; cytosol
Molecular function (GO): Rho GDP-dissociation inhibitor activity; protein binding
Source: RefSeq, a predicted model, not a curated record
UUACAGUACUUACUUGUUGGCUACAGUAUUGCUGUUGCAGUGUUGACUGCUCGCACUACGGUAGUUCAGAUUUGCUUUUUUCAACCUACUGCUUAAAAACUUUUUAUCCCAUAAAUUGCGUGGAUGCACUAGCAUCCAGAACCUUCCACGAAUCGCUUGUAUAUAAAGCUUCCUCCCGAUAAAUUCACUGUCAACAUGGCAGACAAAGCCAAGCAGGGCAAUGGCGAACCCGAUCCUGAUAUGCUGGAAGAAGACACCAACUAUCGUCCACCAGCACAGAAAGCGCUGGAGGAGAUCCUCAAUACGGAUAAGGAAGACGAGAGCCUGCAAAAAUAUAAAGCAGCUCUGCUGGGCAGUGCCGCUGGAGGCCAAGGGAUUAUCGUUAAACCAGAGGAUCCGCGGAAGGUUCUUGUGCAGUCAUUGCAGCUGGUGGUGGACGGACGCCCUGAUGUGACGCUCGAUCUCACCGACAUCAAUAACGUCAAGGGAACGAAGUUUGUCAUGAAGGAGGGCGUUCACUAUCGGUUGCGCAUUAAUUUCUACGUUCAACGGGAAAUUGUAGCCGGAUUGAAGUAUGUCCAAAAAGUCCAGCGGAUGAACGUGCCUUUGGAGAAGACGACACACAUGGUGGGCAGCUAUCCUCCAGCGGCGACGAUGCACAGCUUCCAGACGCCACUGGAAGAAGCCCCCAGCGGCAUGAUGGCACGCGGCAGCUACAGCAUCAAAUCGCUCUUCACGGACGACGACAAGAAUGAACAUCUGAAAUGGGAAUGGACGCUGGAGAUUAAGAAGGACUGGUGAGAACGGCGCAUUCGGUUGGCCUUCAUUUUGGGUCGUUUCCGGUUUCUACCUUCUUUUAGCAUGGCAGGAUUGUUAGCGCGUCCAGUGAAUCCCUCCCAUCAAAAGUUCAAGGUUUGACGGUGAAUGCGUUCUUCGCGUCCGUUAGUUUGUUUUUUGAAAAAUGGUGCUUGUUGUUAGCUUGAUUAUAUGGUUAGUUCCGUAUUCCGCCUUUUGUACUUAGCCUGCGUCGUUUUGUGAUUGGUUUUAACAGUUUUUUGCAGAGUUAUUUUGUAAUUUUGACAUACUAGUGCAAAGUAUUCAUCGCGGAAACUUCGUUAUUGUUUUACAUGUUUUAUUUAAUUGCUGUUUUGAACAAGAAUAAAAUUCUGGUUAA